Cryphonectria parasitica EP155 is the source of this 831-nucleotide messenger RNA. RefSeq lists its product as uncharacterized. The annotation marks the transcript as partial. The transcript has a single exon. The record is from RefSeq and is a predicted model, not a curated record. Lineage: Eukaryota; Fungi; Ascomycota; Sordariomycetes; Diaporthales; Cryphonectriaceae.
ACAGCCAUGACCACUACCAACGGAAACGAGCGCUUCAACGCGGAGGCCGCCGCCUGGGACAACAAUCCAGACGUCCACCGCGCAUCCGAAGGCGCCCUCCAGGCCAUCCUAGCCGCACAGCCCCCCAUCCUCUCCUCCUCCUCCUCCUCGUCACUCUCUUCCGCAGAGGUCCUAGAAAUAGGUUGCGGCACAGGCCUCCUCACCCUGCGCCUGGCGCCCCACGUCUCCUCCAUCCUCGCCAUCGACGCCGCCGAGGGGAUGAUCGACGCCCUCCGGCUGAAGCUGGACAGACUGGAGGACGAUAGCGAGAGGGAAGACAAGACGAUGCGCACCAAGGUCCACCCGCUGUGCAUAAUGCUCCAGGACCCAGAGGACCCACGCCUUCCACCAAACACGACCACUGCUACCACCGCGCUUGAUGGCAAGAUGACGACGACGACAGGGAGGAGGAAGAAGUUCGACCUGGUCAUCUCUCAUCUCGUCCUGCACCACAUCGCGGACCUGCGCGCCCUCCUCGUCACGAUGCAUGGCUGUCUCAAGCCCGGAGGCGAGCUCGCCCUGACGGACUUUGAGGACUUUGGACCCGAGGCGCGCAAGUUCCACCCGGAGAGCAAGAUGUUCGGCGUUGAGAGGCACGGCAUCAACCGGGAGUGGUUUGCUGCGCAAAUGGCCGAGGUCGGCUUCGAGCAUGUCGACGUCAAGCCCUCCUGGACGAUGAACAAGGAGGUGGAGAGGUUCCCUGGUGAGUGGGGCGACGAAAAGCCUACGGGCAAGGAGUUGGCCACGAUGGGUUUUCCUUUUUUGCUAUGCAGAGGAUGGAAGGCCUCAUGA